AUGUCGCAGGGCCGGCGGCAAGGCAGUAACAACACCCACUGCAACCCGUUUUUUGCUAAUCAUCCCCUUUCCCCUGCUUCCACCACCCAGUGUCUGGCGUACCCGUCAUCAAAGAACGGACUUAUUCCCCGAGACUACUUAGGACCGCGAUUUGAUACCCAGACCUUACCGCCCGACUGUGCUUCUAGUCCUCCUCCUCGCAAACCCAUACCGUCGCCUGCAGUUCCGACGAGUGCACAGGUACAAUCCGCGGCUCAGCCCAAAUCACCUCCGUCUCGAUGUUCGCUUUCGCCUAAAUCUUCGGGAAACGUCUCCCCUUUCCAAAGUGCCUCCCCUUCGGGCCAUCGUGCUCAUGCAACAUCUCCGAUUCGUUUCGAUAGCGGCUCCAGGACGUUCAACCUUUUUGAAGCGACGGCCAGCAUUGUAGGGCCUGGAUCAAAGCAGUAUGAUAUGGAUCUGAACGGAGAAUCAGGUGAUAAACGGUCGCACAAGGGUCAAGGAUUAUUCAGUCGGGAUAUGUCCAUAACGCCUCCUUCGAUGUCGCCAGUCAACUCUUUACAGUCGAUGUCAGGCAAGCGACAAGGCCAACGUACAAUGCCCCGCACCUCAUCGAUUGACUCAGCGAUCUCGUCCCUGUCAUCUACAUCACAACCCAAUAAAUCAUCUUUCGACGCGAAUGCGUUGAGUGAGGCUGAUAUUGGAAACUUGAUAGCUACUGCGGGGUCGGCCGAAGCUGUUAUUAUACACCUUUUGAAAGAAAAGCAUCAUGCAGCGUCGCAAAAUUCUCAGCUUUGGAGGCUAGUCGACAAGCAGCGCACACUCAUCUUAGGGCUAAACAAAGAUCUCGAACGCACUACGAAGGAAAAGGAGCGAUAUAGGAAGAAGGUCAAGGAAUUACAGAGUAUGCCACCGCCGCUACCGAAUUCGACGAGUGAAUUUGUGUUAUCGCAACGGGCCGUUGAUGUUGAUUCUAAGUUUGGUCAAGAACAGCCGAAAGAAACCGGACUGGAAAACGGGGGAACGUUGCCCAAUUACGAAGGUCUUAAUCUGAAAGAAGACAAUAACCGCUUGGACGGUCCCCCGGCAACUGACAGCCAGGAUUCUUUCGGACCGAUCGAACCCCCCAAGCAGAAUAUCAAUGGAAGCCUUGCAACGCCAGGCUACCAAUCGUCAUUCAACCCCCGUCAAGUAUUGUCCACAACUAGCCCAAAGUCCUUUACGAGCACCAGCUCUGCCAGAAGUGACUUUGGGCCGAGCGGCGACAAGUUACAAAGAGUACCUCAACCCAUUCGAAAGCCUCCUCCAGCGCCACUCAAUCUCGACCAAGGUGAUCAUAUACCCGUUAACAAUGUGGAAGAUUCCGAUUCAGGGUCUGAGUAUGAGGAUAUCCUGGCAGUGGACGAGUUCCCGGCAGAGCGCGGCAGAAGGCGGACGAGAGAUGAAGAUGAUGUGGAUCGUGAAGCCAUUCGUGUAACGGACAAGGACUUUCUCCAUGGAAGCUUGGUGAAGGACGCACACAGCCCACGUGCCGCUGGACCGUCGUCAAACCAACAGCAACUACCACCUAUCAAUCGUGCAGAGCCCGAUCACUCAAGUCCUCUUAUGGCACGUGCAGGAUCGCUACGUGCCCAUCCGAUAAUCACUAUUCCUAAGAGUCCUGGGCUACCAAUCAGCCCUCGGCCUGAAGACCGCCCUCUUGGAUCUCCUCUGCCGCGUUUGCCCAGAGAGAUCCCCAACUCCUUGAUUUCUUUGCCUUUGUCCUCGGAAAGCACACUGUCAGGGCUGGCAUUGUCUCCCCGAAACGCCAGCCAUCCCAAUUUCUCUGCCGCAGAUUCUACAACCACAGAACUUAACAGCGCUGUACAUGGCUUAGCCCCUGGUGAAUCUCUUAUUCAACAUGCGCCCUCUGGUGGUGGAGCUGUUAAGAUUGAAACACCUCAGUCUCCUUCUAUGAGAAUUAACGGAGUCUAUCGGGGCUUUAUCUCAGAUGACUAUCCAAACCUUUUGUUGCCCCCAAACGCACUGCCACUAAUUCAUGUGAAAGUAUCGUCUUCACGCCUUCGGCCAUCCCGAAACAGCUAUCUAGCUCCGAGGCCAUCGGAAGAGGAGCCAGUAUUUACUCUAGGUGUGUUCUCUAGAUCUGACAAUAAAGAGCUCUGGCGGGUCGAAAAGGUCAUUGCAGCUCUUCCUCUUCUUGAUCAACACUUAAGGCAGGUAGUCCACUGGAGAAGCAGGUUACCAGACCGAGCUAUAUUUAGCGGACAUUCACCUGCCAAAGUCGAUGCGAGACGCGCCGUUUUAGACUGCUAUUUCGAAACACUUCUUGAAACGCCUAUGGACGAGAAGGCGGCUUUAAUAGUAUGCCAGUUCCUUACCUCUGACGCUAUAGAAGCUCGAGACGAUGAGAUGAGCCUAUUGCAAGGGAACAGCCUAGCUGGUAUUGAGAUCCGGCGUGGUCCGGAUGGUAAACCUCGCAAAGAGGGCUAUUUGACAAAGAGGGGGAAGAAUUUUGGGGGAUGGAAAGCUAGAUACUUCGUUCUGCAUGGCCCCGAGCUCAAGUACUUCGAAUCUCCCGGUGGCCCUCAUUUGGGAACCAUUAGGAUCCACAACGCUCAGAUUGGAAAGCAGUCCCCAAAUGUAACCAGCCAGCAGGCCUCUCCUUCUCGCGUCGAAGAAGACUCUGAUAAUCAGUAUCGUCAUGCCUUCCUCAUACUUGAGCCGAAGAAAAAAGACUCCUCAGCUCUUGUGCGUCACGUUCUGUGCGCCGAGAGUGAUGAGGAAAGGGAUGCUUGGGUUGAUGUCCUUUUGGAGUACGUUGAGGUACAGGCAGAGGAAAAUGAAGGAUCUUAUGGCACAUCCUCAAAAGUGCAAGUGCCUUCUGGGAAGCUUGCCAUGGACGCGCCUACAAAGUCUAGGCUGUUUCCUAACGCUAACCACAAAAAGCAAAACAGGGGAUUUGAUCAUCGAGACUUCGAAGGUCUCGAUGUUGUUCAGGGAUUUAGUUAUGAUGAUGCCGUUCCCGCUGAACCUCCGGUCCUGGGGCCCCCAGGGGAUAGGCAGGCUCCCAAAUCUCCCCUGGUAUUCUCGGGGCCACCGACAGAUGGUCAAGACUAUAACCAGGACUACGGACAAUCCGCUUCAAAAGUCAUCUCUGGUCCCACCAAUGGGACGGUAAUACAAGACGCCGGGGCCUGGGGUAACAAAACAGCAACAAGCGUCAAAGAGAAAAAACGAAGUAUCUGGGGUUUCCGCACGAGGUCCUCAAUGGAUCUAGCCUCACAACUUCAGGCAGCUUAUGACAGCCCAGCAUCCCAGAUUCUUAGUACUCUUGAGAAAAGGGAAAUUGUGAGGCCAGUCUUCGGGUUGCCCCUGGCCGAGGCAGUGCAACUUUGCGCACCUCAGGGGCUUGAUGUCGGACUCCCUGCUGUGGUUUAUCGCUGCAUAGAAUAUCUCAAAGCCAAGGGUGCAGAGUUGGAGGAAGGAAUAUUCCGUCUAAGCGGUUCGAAUGUUGUCGUGAAAGCGCUUAAGGAACGGUUCAACAACGAAGGCGACGUGGACUUCCUCGCCGAUGACGAGUAUCAUGAUGUGCAUGCUGUUGCAUCUCUAUUCAAGCAAUACCUCCGAGAGCUUCCCACGACCGUCCUAACCCGCGAACUGCACUUGGAUUUCCUGCGAGUCCUCGAACUUCAGGAAAAGAAACAGAGAAUCACGGCAUUUAAUGUCCUUGUCCACCGACUACCCAAGCCGAAUCUCGCUUUGCUACGUGCAUUGGUCCAGUUUUUGAUGAUUAUCGUCAACAAUUCCGACAUCAACAAGAUGACGAUCAGAAAUGUUGGAAUUGUGUUUGCGCCCACCCUCAACAUACCAGCGCCGGUUUUCUCUACCUUUCUCACUGAUUAUGAGGAGAUUUUUGACGAGCUACCAGAUUUUAGCGACGAAACGAUAGAGUCUCAUGAAGAUUUUGCUUCUGGUUCCGAGGCCUUCCGUUUCACUCACCGUCAGGUGCUACCAGAUCCUGCUCUGUUCAAUCACGGUCGGACAGUGAAUCAGGAGCAACUGGGUCCGCCACACGAUGCUUAUACGCAUCCAGAGUGUGUCUCUAGCUUUACGAAAACGAGCUACGAGACUCUCACCAGCAACGCUGGCUUGGAAGGGUCUCAAUCGCUUCAGUCAAACUUGCCUUUUGUUAACACGAUGUUGUCGCCGAAUGUCCACAAUACACGUUCUGCUAAGGCCAAAAGGAGGGAAAGCUCUCUUCUUUUUAUGGAUACCAACAACCAUAUUUUCUCGCCUCCAGUGCAAGAUGAACCAGCUGCUUGACAUGAGAUUGUAGGAUCCUGAGGUUUCGCGAGACAGCUGUAUCAAAUAGACCUCAAACAUUCGCUUGCGAUGACGACAAGCGGCCUACAUUUACCCACUCACCGACUCAGUGGAUGGUGAUUGUCUCUAUGCUCGUUCAUCCUUCAUGUUCUCUACGCCUAUAUUGCACCCCCUUCAUCCCUGAUCA
Messenger RNA from Aspergillus homomorphus CBS 101889, 4507 nucleotides. RefSeq names its product GTPase-activating protein BEM3. Gene Ontology annotation, cellular component: cytoplasm. The transcript has 2 exons. Gene Ontology annotation, biological process: signal transduction; regulation of GTPase activity. The coding region runs from base 1 to 4320 and encodes 1439 amino acids. Lineage: Eukaryota; Fungi; Ascomycota; Eurotiomycetes; Eurotiales; Aspergillaceae. The record is from RefSeq and is a predicted model, not a curated record.